CUUCAUUAAUUGAUAAAAAAACCAAUGUAACAGGAUUUGAUAAACCAAAAAUCAAAUCUCACAAAGUCUCAACUGAUAUCAAUGCUUCAGUCGGAAUUUCAGGAACUUUGAAACCUCAACUAGCACUCGAUCUAAGCAUAUUGACUGGUCUAGUACAAAUUAAAACGGGAAUUCAGGUUGAAGGUACUUUAGGUAUCACCGCAUCUAUUGGUAAUGGAAACGGUUGUAAAAAAAACAAUCCAUUAAAUUUGAAGAGUACAUUAGAUGGAGAUGUGGGAUUUUUUGUUCAGAGUUUUGAAAAACCUGUUUUUAAGUUUCCUUCUCUGGAAUUGG
Dentiscutata heterogama is the source of this 333-nucleotide messenger RNA. The record is from the annotation of a GenBank genome assembly. Lineage: Eukaryota; Fungi; Glomeromycota; Glomeromycetes; Diversisporales; Gigasporaceae.